Rhododendron vialii is the source of this 1207-nucleotide messenger RNA. RefSeq names its product 14-3-3 protein 10-like. The coding region runs from base 127 to 888 and encodes 253 amino acids. Gene Ontology annotation, cellular component: cytoplasm. Lineage: Eukaryota; Viridiplantae; Streptophyta; Magnoliopsida; Ericales; Ericaceae. Gene Ontology annotation, biological process: signal transduction. The transcript is spliced from 5 exons. The record is from RefSeq and is a predicted model, not a curated record.
GGACCACGUGUGUGUUGCCCCAAGGGCAACGAAUAAUUUCUCGGUUAAAAGAGUCAGUCUCUGCCGUGUCAGGGGGCCUGACACGGGGGGGUGCGAUUAGUAAUUCGCCUCUCACUCUGCUCAGCAAUGGCGGCUUUGACAGUACCAGACAACCUAACCAGAGACCAAUACCUCUACCUGGCCAAACUCGCCGAGCAAGCCGAGCGCUAUGAGGAAAUGGUCAAGUACAUGGAAAACCUCGUCCUCAUCUCCACCCCCGCCGCCGAGCUCACCGUCGAGGAGCGCAACCUCCUCUACGUCGCCUACAAGAACGUCAUCGGCUCCCUCCGCGCCGCCUGGCGCAUCGUCUCCUCCAUCGAGCAGAAGGAGGAGUCGCGCAAGAACGAGGACCACGUCGCCCUUGUCAAGGGCUACCGGUCCAAGGUCGAGUCCGAGCUCUCCUCGAUAUGCGCCGGGAUACUCAAGCUGCUCGAGUCAAACCUCGUGCCGUCGGCCUCCGCCGGCGAGUCGAAGGUGUUCUAUCUGAAGAUGAAGGGCGAUUACCAUCGGUAUAUGGCGGAGUUCAAGGUUGGGGACGAGCGGAAGGAGGCUGCGGAGGACACCAUGAACUCUUACAAGGCUGCUCAGGAUAUUGCACUGGCUGAUCUGGCUCCUACACAUCCAAUAAGGCUGGGGCUUGCCCUCAAUUUCUCAGUGUUCUACUAUGAGAUUCUAAAUUCAUCUGAUAAAGCUUGCAGUAUGGCAAAACAGGCAUUUGAGGAAGCAGUAGCUGAACUUGAUACUUUAGGUGAGGAAUCGUACAAGGACAGCACCCUCAUCAUGCAACUGCUAAGGGACAAUCUCACUCUUUGGACUUCGGACAUGCAGGACCAGAUAGAGGAGUCCUAAAGAUCUUCAAGUUGAAGGGUUUUUAUCUUCUUUGAGAAGAGGAUGCUCUUUUGGAAGUACGCUAUAUUUGCCUUUUCCUGCAUCUGAUGGCAGUUCAUUUUGACUGCUUUCCCCCCCUCACACUACGGCUCUAUGGUAGAAAAAUUAGCCCCAACACUGACAGACUGAACGGUAAUGGUCUCUACAUGAUGCUUUGGCUCGAUUUCAAAAAGCUAUAUUGUGUAUCUGAUAAACUGUUAAGUUUAGCCGUCGGCGUUUCAGUGGCUAGGUGUUCUGGAUAUAUACCCUGAAUAUGAAGGAACUUCAGACUUUCGGUGCA